Molecule: messenger RNA, 3284 nt
Organism: Thecamonas trahens ATCC 50062
Lineage: Eukaryota; Apusomonadida; Apusomonadidae
Exons: 2
Coding region: 1-2943 (980 amino acids)
Molecular function (GO): protein binding
Source: RefSeq, a predicted model, not a curated record
AUGGCGCCAGGCGAAGCGAUUGAUGUUUACGAUGCUCUCGGCGCGGUGACCAUCAACAACGACAAGUACCCUCUGUCGUCCGAGCCUAGCGUCUCAGUUGGCCCGUUCUCACUCUGUCUUGAUGCCGAGGUCAAUGUGAGCAAGUCGGACACCGAGCCGUGGUUAUGGAUGGCUGGAGCGACGGUGGUUGACGAGACGCCGAGAAUGGCUCGAGUGGCGUUUGGCAGCGCUGGCCGGCAUACUGUAGGCUCGGCUGCCAAUCCCGCCCGCGAGUUUGUGCAUGUGGGCAUCCCACCGCCGCCGCACGAAGUUUUGACGGUCGGGGCGAGCGGAAGCGGAUCUGAGCCGCGAGUGGCUGGUGUCGGCUCGGUGGUCAACAUCUCUGUGGCUAUCCACGCCGAUGCCACCGGGUUCUACGAGUGGCGCUUUCUCGGUCCGCUCUGCUCCGGGACGGCCUCUGGGCGUAGCGCCGGCUCGAUCGCUCUCCCAGCAGUCGGCUCAUGCUCCAUCCUGCUCCGUGUGGGGAGCAGCUCGUGCGGAGUGCUUGCUACAACUGCGACGGUGGUGGCGACCAACGUCGAUGCCAGCGUGUCGACGACUGAUGCGGCGGAUCCGCAGAUCUUGGCCGCCGGGCAGGAAUGGGUGGUCCAUGUGAUAACGAAAGAGUCGAGCGGCAUUGUGGUCGAUUCGGCGACGGACGUGGUGGGUCUCUACGACACUGCGUUUCCGCUCGCUGCCGGGCCUGUGUCCAGCCAGGUGUGGCUCGGCUCGGGGCAGCACUCGGCAACGUUUGUGUCGACAACACCCGGCGUGUAUCAGCUUGAUCUACGAGUCAACCUGGUGGCGAUGACGCACAACCCGUACACGGUGACUGUGGUGCCUGCAGCGACGCACGGGCCUAGUUGUGUCACCAACGGCGGUGGGCUGACCAAUGCUACAGUCGGCUCGCUCUCCACGUUUGUGAUCGAGGCCUUUGACGAGUACGGCAAUGCGCGGGGCAUGGGUGGUGAUACGAUUGUGGCAACAAUGGUGGCCGAUUCCGGGGCGGCAUCGGUGGUGUGUGUCGAUGGGCGCGAUGGGCGGUACACGUGCACGUACACGCCAGCACAGGGCGGAGCUUACCUGCUCACGGUCAACAUCGAGGGUCUGCCUCUACCUGGCUCGCCAUGGCGGGUCGAUGUGGUCGAGCACUGCGAGCUGGGGUUUAUGACGGCCACGCUGGAAGGCCCGUGCACACUCUGUGCGCCUGGCACGUAUUCCGACAGCAUCUCUGCCCGCAGUUGCAAGGCUUGCCCGCUCCUGACGACCACCGACUCGGGCGCGUCGAGCAUUGCAAACUGCACCUGCGUGCCGGGCUACUAUGAGCCAGGCGGGCGCGCCGGCACUGUGUGCAUCGCCUGUCCGCCGGGCGCGUCGUGUGCUGGUGGGCUGGCGACGCCUGCACCACGGGCGGGCUUUUUUGCUACAGGACCCGAGACGUUUGUGCGGUGCUUUCGGCCCAACGCUUGUGAUGAUGGCGGGUGCGCGGCCGGUUAUCGCGGGUACCUGUGCAACACAUGCGCGAGCGGAUGGUACUCGACCGACGACGGCGCGUGCCGACAGUGCCCCAAGGUGGCGGCCGGCUCGUUCUCGGGCUUUGUGCUCGCCGCGGUGGUGGUGGCGGCGGGGCUUGCAGUAGGAAUGGGCUUUUUCAUCUCACGCGCGGCGUCGCCGGACAACGAAGCUUCGGCCAACCGAGGCGGUGACUCGCUUGCGAUGCACAUACGACGGUUCCGGACCGUGGUCAUGCCUGCAUCACUCUCGAUGACGGUCUUUGCUUUUCAGGUGGUGGGCGCGCUUGGAAGCGCCAAGUACCAGUGGUCGGGCCGGGCGCGAACGAUGCUCGGCGUGUUCAAUCUUGCCAACAUGGGCGUGAGCUUUGGCUCACAGUGUGUGCUCCGCUCGUUCUACGCCAAGUACGCUCUCUCGAUCUUGCUCCCAUCGCUGGUGUGCGUGGUCACCUGCGGGACCCUACUCGCGCUCCGGGCGCUCUCGGGCCGGGUCGGGCUCCUGGCGUUCUUUGCGCCGCUCCGCGACAAGUCGCCGCGGGCACUCAUCGACACGCUUGCGUUUUCGCUCGGGCCGGUGGCGUACCUUCCGCUCUCCAAGCUCGCGCUCAUCAUCUUUGACUGCACCCGGAUGCCAAACGGCAGCUACGUCCUCGAUGCCGACCCCGGCUCGGCAUGCUUCAACGGCUCGUGGUGGAGUGUCUUUCCGCUCGGCGCUGCCAUGGUCAUUAUCUUUGUCAUCGGCAUGCCGGCCUAUUUCGCCGGCAUGAUGUACGCGUCGUCGACGACUCUGUUCGAGCCCGAGACGACGGCGCGACUCGGAUCGCUCUACCGGCUCUACCGCAAGGCGUACUACUGGGGCGAGGUGGCAAACUUGAUCAAGCGACUUGUCCUCGUUUUGGUCCUCCUCUUUGUCUCCGAGUACCAGCUGACACAGAUUGGGCUGCUACUGGGCGUGCUCGUGGGCAACGUGGUGAUUCUCGCGCGCAUCCAGCCGUACUACAACCCGCUGUACAACAACAUCGACCUCUGGCUCCACGCUGGCAUCAUCGCGGUGCUGACGGUCGGCGGUGCGUCGUUCCUCCAGCGGAGUGAGGCCAGGCCGGCAAGCGGUGGCGGCGAGGUGCGCCUCUUUGUGGCGCUGUGCGUGGCGGUGACGGGCCUUGUGGCGGCCGCCAUUGUCGGCAUUUUCCGUGACUGGAAGCACAUUGCGCGAGCGCGGACCGACGCGUUUGCCACGACCGAGGUCCGACACGCGCACAUCAUCGCAACGAUGACGACCGAGCUCAAGGACUUUGAGACCGAUCCGGAGCUGCUGCGUGCGGCAGGCGAGUUCCUCCUCGUCCUUGACUCAACGGUCAAGCUUAAGGACAAAGACGGCGAGAGCGAGUUGUAGCGCUACUCACCAGUCGUCGUCAAAGAGAUUGUCGACACCGACUUCGCCCGGCUGUGCGGCUGCGGUGGGCGCCGAGCGAGGGAAUACAAAGGUAUUAAGGAUAACAGCAACAGCGACAACGAGGCAGUAGUCGCCGGCGGCGAGCCAGAGCCAGGCGUAGGCAGCCUUGGCGAUGGGGAAGAGGCCCAUGACCAGACUUCGUCCGGUUAGGAAGGUUCGUGCCGAAAGCGCAAAGCAGAGCGCGUAGAUGAGCCAGUACAUGGCAAGCGGCGGGAGGAGGAACGGGAGCCGGAACGCAUCGAGCGGUAAGGCGUAAGUCAGAAGCAUGACCGCCAUCAGGA